CACCUACCCCCCUCAUGUCUCAACACAGGAAGUCCAUGUUUAAGGACCUAGAGGAAGAAAUGGACCUUACGGGUAGAAGACAAAAACAUCUUGAGAUGAUUGAGCUGUGACUUACAUCUAAAAUGAGUCUCUCUUUGGGGGGAGAGGAGGGGACAACUGCCUCUGAAAUGAGCCUCUCUGGGGAGAGAGAGGAGAAGACCACUGCCUCUAAAAUUAGUCUCUCUGGGGAGAGAGAGGAGGGGACCACUGCCUCUAAAAUUACUCAAGACACAAGUUCUAAGAGUGUCCAGAAGCCCAGAGCAGAGUCACCUACAACCAGCCUGCUAUCAAUGAAGAGUGAUCAGCCACCUGCUUUCAGCCAGGAACCAUUACCAGAUGACAAUAAGGAAGUGGAGAGUUUGGACAGUGAGGAUGUAUUAAAGAUCACACACAACCUUCUGGACAGAAGAUGUGAAACUCUGCUGACAGUCCAACAAAACAUCAAGACUAAACUGCAACACAAGUAUCAACACAUAUCUGAAGGAAUUGGACACCAUGGAAACCAAAGUCUGUUCAAGGACAUCUACACAGAGCUCUACAUCACAGAGGGUGGAAGUGGAGGGCUCAAUAAUGAACAUGAGGUUAGACAGAUGGAGAUGGCAUCCAAAAAACAAACCACACAAGAGACAUCAAUCAAAUGCAACGACAUCUUCAAGCCGUUACCUGGACAAGACAAACCUAUCAGAACUGUGCUGACAAAAGGAAUCGCAGGCAUUGGAAAAACAGUCUCUGUGCAGAAGGUCGUCCUUGACUGGGCAGAGGGAAAAACAAAUCAGGACGUUCUUUUCAUGUUUCCUCUUCCUUUCCGUGAUCUGAACCUGAAAAAGGACCAAUACAGUCUGAUGCAACUUCUUUCCCACUACUUCCCAGAGCUGAAAGAGAUUGACAGCAUUGAAGAUGGUGAAACCAAAACUGUUUUCAUUUUUGAUGGUCUGGAUGAGUGUCGACUUCCUCUAGACUUCAAAAACAAUGAGAAGUGCUGUGACGUCACGAAGCCAACCUCAGUGGACGUGCUGCUGACAAACCUCAUCAAGGGGAAUCUGCUUCCCUCUGCUCUCCUCUGGAUAACCACACGACCUGCAGCAGCCAAUCAGAUCCCUCUUGAGUGUAUUGACCAGGUGACAGAGGUACGAGGGUUCAAUGAUCCACAGAAGGAGGUGUACUUCAGGAAGAAAAUCACAGAUCAGAAUCUGGCCAAUGAAAUCAUCACCCACAUGAAGAUAUCAAGGAGCCUCCACAUCAUGUGCCACAUACCAGUCUUCUGUUGGAUAACAGCCACAGUCCUUGAGAUGAUACUGAACGAGGCAGAGAAGGAUGAAGUCCCCAAAACUCUGACCCAGAUGUACUCACACUUCAUGCUCAUCCAAAUCAUUGUGAAGAACAGGAAGUACAACAAAGCCACAGAGACAAACCCAAAGGAACUGUCUCAGUCAGACAAAGAGAUGAUCCUGAAACUGGCCAAGCUGGCUUUCCAACAGCUGCAGAAGGGCAACCUGAUCUUCUAUGAGGAGGACCUGAGAGAGUGUGGCCUUGACGUCACAGAGGCAUCAGAGUACUCAGCAUUGUGUACAGAGAUCUUUAAAGAAGAAUCUGGGCUGUACCAAGACAAGGUCUACAGCUUUGUGCAUCUAAGCAUUCAGGAGUUUCUAGCAGCAGUGCAUGCUUUAGAAUCAUGUCUGGACAAGAAGGAAAAUGUUUUCUCCCCCACUAGUGAUGAUGAAGAGAAGGAGUCAAUCCAGUUGUCUGACUUACACAGGAAAGCAGUGGACCAGGCCUUGAAGAGUGAGAAUGGACACCUGGACCUGUUCCUCCGCUUCCUUCUGGGUCUCUCACUGGAGUCCAAUCAGAAUCUGUUACGAGGCCUUCUGACACAGACAGGAAGUACCACACGGAGCAAUAAGAAAACAGUUGAGAGAACAGUCAGGUACCUUUCAGACAUCAUCGAGGAGGAAUCCUCACCAGAAAGGAUCAUCAACUUGUUCCACUGUCUGAAUGAACUUGGUUCCAACUCUCUAGUUGAAGACAUGCAGACCUCCCUACGAUCAGGAACUCUUUCAGAAACAAGACUAAAACCUGACCAAUGUUCAGCCCUGGCCUACCUGUUACUGAUGUCAGAGGAGGUGCUGGAGGAGUUUGACCUGAAGACAUACAACACAUCAGAGGAAGGUUAUCAGAGGUUGCUGCCGGUAGUGAAAACCUGCAAGAGAGCACUACUUGCUGGCUGUAAACUCACAUAUGAAUCCUGUGAGACUCUGACCUCAGCUCUGCAGACACCAAACUCCCCCCUGAGAGAACUGGACCUCAGCUACAAUGACCUGGGAGACAGAGGAGUGGAGCUGCUCUGUGUUGGACUAACCAGUCCACUCCGCAACAUACAGACACUAGUUCUUGGUCAGUGUGGUCUGACAAAGAGUUGCUGUUCAGAUCUGGCCUCAGUCCUGAGUUCACCCAACUCACAACUGAAACAACUGGAGCUGAGAGACAAUGACCUGCAGGACUCAGGAGUUACACUGCUGUCUGCUGGACUGGAGGAUCCAGACUGUACACUACACACACUGGGGCUAGGUCAGUGUGGUCUGACAGAGGGUUGCUGUUCAGAUCUGGCCUCAGUCCUGAGUUCACCCAACUCACAACUGAAACAACUGGAGCUGAGAGACAAUGACCUGCAGGACUCAGGAGUUACACUGCUGUCUGCUGGACUGGAGGAUCCAGACUGUAAACUACACACACUGGGGCUGUCUGGCUGUCUGGUCACAGAGGAGGGCUGUGCUGCUCUGUCUUCAGCUCUGAGGUCAAACCCCUCCCACCUGAAAGAGCUGGACCUGAGCUACAAUCACCCAGGAGACUCUGCAGGGGGACUGCUUUCAGCUGCUCUGAUGGAUCCCACAUAUAAACUGAUGAAGCUGAAUGUGGAUCAUGGUGGAGAGUGCAGGCUGAAAUCAGGGCUGAGAAAAUAUGCCUGUCAUCUCACCCUGGACCCAAAUACAGCAAACCCACACCUGAUACUGUCUGAGGGGAACAGGAAGUUGAAACGGGUGGUGGAGGACCAGCAUUAUGAAGACCAUCCAGACAGAUUUGAUUGUCUUCUCCAAGUUCUCUGCAGAGAAGGCUUAUCUGGGUGUCGGUAUUACUGGGAGGUGGAGAUGGAUGGUACCGGGGCUGUCAUUGGUGUGGUGUACAAAGGAAUGAAGAGGAAGGGAAGGGGGGUUGACAGUGACAUUGGAGGCAAUAAGAAGUCCUGGUGUUUAUACUGCUCUCAUAGUGGUUAUUGCUUUUACCAUCCUGGAGUCUGUUGCAGAUCCAUCCCUGGUCCUGUUUCUAACAGAGUUGGAGUGUAUCUGAACUGGUCAGCUGGUACUUUGUCCUUCUAUAGUGUGUCCUCCUCUGGUACACUGACACACCUUUACACAGAACACACCAGAUUCACUGAACCCCUCUAUCCUGGGUUUGGCGUUUCCUCCUCCUCAGUGACCUCAGUGACCCUGUGUCAGACAGAUGACCAACACAUUCAGAGAGAACAUCGUGGAGAGUGUUGGAUCAAGCCUGGACCUGAGGACACCAGAGACCAUGGUGGAGAGUGUUGGAUCAAGCCUGGACCUGAGGACACCAGAGACCAUGGUGGAGAGUGUUGGAUCAAGCCUGGACCUGAGAACACCAGAGACCAUCGUGGAGAGUGUUGGAUCAAGCCUGGACCUGAGAAAUGGAUUCCUCAGAGCUGUAAGACUUGUGACCAUGUUGUGGACUCCACACACUGGCUUCAGAUUGAACCCUUGACUUCCACUGUCCAGGGAGUGACAAUGUUCAGGCACAGGACACCCAGAGGGAGUUAUGAGUGCACAGUGUCUGGGCUCCGCUGGCUGUGUGAGAGAGAUGUAAUUCUGAAGUAUCACUUCAGGAACUGGGAACCCUACAGUCAACUUCUGAAAGACAUGCAGUACACACAAGGUGGUCCAUUGCUGGACAUCACUAUGGAGUUAGGUGAACUGGAGGAAGUUCAUCUGCCACACUUUGUCUGUUUAGGGACCAACCCUUCCCUGAGGAAUGAGAUGAAGAUUCUUCAUGUAGAGGAACAUGGAGUGUCUUUAGAGGAAGUGCAUGAGGUCACCAGAUUCCAUGCUAAGAUUCUCCAUCCCAAGUUCUCAGCUAUCUCUGUUAUACUGAGCUAUAUCUUUUCUUGGAUCGUAGAUGUCCACUGUGAUGUGGUCCUCUACAUGGCAGUAAAAAAGUCAACAGUCAUUUCAAGGCUGUACCUGCUCCUCAGAAACUCCAGUCAGAAAGAGGCUGUUCGGGAACGGGAGAAAGAUCAGGUGUCCCAAGGAUAUUCAGAAUUUCUCCUGUCAAGUCCAAAUGGGCCCUUAAAGAUGAACACUUGGUUUGCACUCAAGAAUCCCCUCUCCACUUCCAUCUAUCCAGAGAAGAUUCAGCUGUUACCUGCAAACACCACACCAAGCUGUUGUAAGAUGAUAAUGGGAAACACAGGGGUGGACAUUGAGAUGGAGUUAAUCGGGGAUGAUGAGAGGACAGUAUGGAAAUCAGUGGUAUCAAAAGAUGAAUACAGCAAAGACUCUCAUCCAACACCAUUAACACUCUCUGGGAUUCCUGCUGAGGAGUUUCUGAAGAAACACAGGGCUGAACUCAUUCAGGGAGUCAAAAACCCAAUGCCAAUAGCAGAUGUUCUGCGGUCAAAGUACAUGAUUGGUGAAGAAGAGUACUCCAGAAUAAAAGUUGAAACAACUGAACAGGAGCGAAUGAGAGAACUACUGAAUGCAGUCCUCCCUAAAGGACCAGAAGUGAUGGGAGCUUGUCUCAAAGCUCUCAGUGAACAUGAACACCAUCUUGUUAAGUACUUGAGUGAAUCUAGUCUGUGGAGAAAGACACUUCUCCACCUAAUCUGAAGAUGCUGAGGCCUGUCUCCUAGUCUGUGGAGAAAGACACUUCUCCACCUAAUCUGAAGAUGCUGAGGCCUGUCUCCUAGUCUAUGGACAAAGACACUUCUCCACCUAAUCUGAAGAUGCUGAUGCCUGUCUCCUAGUCUGUGGAGAAAGACACUUCUCCACCUAAUCUGAAGAUGCUGAGGCCUGUCUUCUAGUCUGUGGACAAAGACACUUCUCCACCUAAUCUGAAGAUGCUGAGGCCUGUCUCCUAGUCUGUGGACAAAGACACUUAAAUGAUUUUAAAUUUUAAUGUUUGCUAUUCUUUAAACCCAUGUCUGUGUUUUAUUCAUGUGCUGUUCUAUAAACCAAUGUGUGUUCAUUAAGUGGCCGACUGUACAAAUCCUCACUAUCAGUAGCUGUAAUUUGGCAGUAAGGCCAGACGUUGGUUUGAGAACGAGAUAUCUCAGUUUCAAGGUCUCAGCUUAGAGAGAAGAAGACUGGUGACGUGUUGGUCUGUCAAAUGUUAUGAACCAGUAUUGGUCGGUCACAUGAAUGAAGCAAACAGUAAUGAUUCAUUAAUUAUGCAAAAUCAUGUAUCUUGUCUGUAUAGCCAUAUAUAAGAACUGCUGGGGCUGCCCCAGGCAUAGCCUCUGAUUGACAUGUGUACUAUGGUGCAUUGAGUUGGGUCUGACCAGUGAGAGAUCCUGAUUGACAUGUGUACUAUGGUACAUUGAGUUGGGUCUGACCAGGGAGAGCUCCUGAUUGACAUGUGUACUAUGGUACAUUGAGUUGGGUCUGACCAGGGAGAGAUCCUGAUUGACAUGUGUACUAUGGUACAUUGAGUUGGGUCUGACCAGGGAGAGCUCCUGAUUGACAUGUGUACUAUGGUACAUUGAGUUGGGUCUGACCAGGGAGAGCUCCUGAUUUAGCCUAGCCACACCCCCCAUGGAUCACUUGGUUUGAACCAAUCAGGGGUAAGAGUCUGUUGUGGAAUGUCCAUAGGGGCAGCAGCAGGAGGGGGGGAAGUGAGAAGUAAAUGAAACGGUAAUGGAGCAGAAUAAUAUAUAGAUAUUUACUCUGUAACAAUGAUACAUGUCCACUGGGGGGUGUGGCUAGGCUAAAUGAGGAAGUGAUCCAUGGGCGGUGUGGCUAGGAUAAAUGAGGAAGUGAUCCAUGGGGGGUGUGGCUAGGAUAAAUGAGGAAGUGAUCCAUGGGGGGUGUGGCUAGAAUAAAUGAGGAAGUGAUCCAUGGGGGGUGUGGCUAGGCUAAAUGAGGAAGUGAUCCAUGGGGGGGUGUGGCUAGGAUAAAUUAUGAAGUGAACCAUGGGGGGUGUGGCUAGGAUAAAUGAAGAAGUGAUCCAUGGGGGGUGUGGCUAGGAUAAAUGAGGAAGUGAUCCAUGGGGGGUGUGGCUAGGAUAAAUGAGGACGUGAUCCAUGGGGGGUGUGGCUAGGAUAAAUGAGGAAGUGAUCCAUGGGGGGUGUGGCUAGGAUAAAUGAGGAAGUGAUCCAUGGGGGGUGUGCCUAGGAUAAAUGAGGAAGUGAUCCAUGGGGGGUGUGGCUAGGAUAAAUGAGGAAGUGAUCCAUGGGGGGUGUGGCUAGGAUAAAUGAGGAAGUGAUCCAUGGGGGGUGUGGCUAGGAUAAAUGAGGAAGUGAUCCAUGGGGGGUGUGGCUAGGAUAAAUGAGGAAGUGAUCCAUGGGGGGUGUGCCUAGGAUAAAUGAGGAAGUGAUCCAUGGGGGGUGUGGCUAGGAUAAAUGAGGAAGUGAUCCAUGGGGGGUGUGGCUAGGAUAAAUGAGGAAGUGAUCCAUGGGGGGUGUGGCUAGGAUAAAUGAGGAAGUGAUCCAUGGGGGGUGUUGCUAG
Molecule: messenger RNA, 6770 nt
Organism: Oncorhynchus kisutch (coho salmon)
Lineage: Eukaryota; Metazoa; Chordata; Actinopteri; Salmoniformes; Salmonidae
Product: NACHT, LRR and PYD domains-containing protein 3-like
Exons: 20
Coding region: 123-4934 (1603 amino acids)
Biological process (GO): regulation of apoptotic process
Molecular function (GO): protein binding
Source: RefSeq, a predicted model, not a curated record